Messenger RNA from Chara braunii, 4541 nucleotides. The record is from the annotation of a GenBank genome assembly. Lineage: Eukaryota; Viridiplantae; Streptophyta; Charophyceae; Charales; Characeae.
UCAGAUUGGCUUGGAAAAAGUUCCGAGGUUUCGGCAAGCAAGCCACCAUGCUUCCGUUUUACAUGGCAAUAACAUCAGAUUUAGAACCGUCUGUUCUCUUGCGGAGCUUCUUUGAUGAUUGAGAGAGAUUGGUGCCGCCACUGGCCCGCCAGCCAGGUGUUUAGAUGUGCCGCAGGAGCAUCGUAUUUCGAUGCCGAUAGCGUAUAUUGGCGAUGACGAGGACCGCACUCGAACUUUAGAAUUGUCGACUGAUGUUGAUACGGAGGGUGCGACUGGAGGGCUUGACCCUAAUUACGUUCCUGAGCAGCAAGACCCCUCAGGUGCUUAUGAAGAAUCCGAGCUGGAAGGUGAAGCUGUCGAACGCAGACAUGUGGAGGGGGCGGUCACCGAGGUGGCUCGGGCUCCAAUAAGCGUGAACGAGAAUAGGAAGGACAAGUUAGCCCCUCCUCGGGCUCAACGGCUGUCAAUAAUAGACAUUCGUCAGGAGUGGAAUAACUUGAAGCGUCCUCGUGCUGUCACCGACAAUAUAAAGUUCAAGAAGGAUUUGGUCUGUAAAUAUGAAGAGUUUCAGAAAGCCGCCUUGAGGAAAACGCCUUACUUCAACCUUUGGGGGUUGGCUGAUGAGAAAUCGAAGAAAAAGGAAUGGACGGAGAGACUGAGGUACUACUUACCUCUGGUGAUGACGGACGAUGAAACGUGGAUGCUUGGCAUGAAAUUCUACGACGAGUGGCAGAAGGGCCAUCUGCUCGCCUCUGAUGGCGCUAUGUGGACGAAGAGGCCUCCAACAACGGACCUGAAAGUCACCCGUGAGGGUCAGUCAUUUGCGGAGGACAGCAGUGGCCAUAAGAGAGUUGUGUAUAAUGUGCGUGUGACUGAUCUGGAGAUGCGGAAAGGCAAGAAGAAAAGGAAACAGGAGGAGCGCGACUUUUUCGUCCAGGUGAGUGAACCCGACGUGCAUUUUUGGAAAGACUUGGGGGAUUUUACAGACGCGGAGAAACGUCGGAUCCUGCGAGGGUUGCUGGACCUGGAUAUUGUCUGGGUGCAGCAAGGAAGCAAGAAGCUGAUUGAGCAAGGAAAGGUUGGGAUGAAAGAUGCUUGUGAAAUGGUCAAGCAAGAUCGGAUGUUGCUCCAGCUGUGGCAUAUUGUGCAAUUCCAGCACGAGGGUCGCGACAACGAUGAUUGGAGUGCCUCCUUUUUCCGGACGAAGGAGCAAUUGAUGGCAGAGUACGCCUCCAAGGGACUGGACGAGAAAUUGUGGGCGGGCUGCAGGAAAUGGAUCACAGAUCACUCGUACCUCAAGGAAUGCCCCCAGUAUCUCGACUGUCCGAGUGAUAAGGACGUGGUGGCAACGAUGAAGUUGGUUAAUCACGAGAAGUUUCCUACUGAAUGGAAGCGGGUUGUGCUGUCCGUGCUUAAAGGCGAACGUGGCAAGACAGAAGAGGGGCCGCAAGCACUGGGAGAAUGCACCACCAUCAAAUGGAAGGAAACCAAGCAAGUGACAACCCUCACACCAUUUGCUUACGACGCCUUCAUGGCUUUUCUAAGAAAAGAUGAGAUGAGGAAAGUUGUGAUGCAGCUGCGAUGCCACACUUGCAUCAUUGACUUCUGCGAUCCCGUCGACCGAGCACGUUGGAAUGACGAGGCUUUCCGAUCAUUGGCGGCAUUCCUUGAAGCUGUGUGUCUUGAUUUUUGGACUUUAAUUGCUUUUGUUCCCAGACAGUGGGACCUUUUCUUCAUGGGUCUUCUCCACAUUCUUCCUGUCACGAAUGGUUGUGCAGGAAAAUGGAUUCGGAGGAGUCAAGUUAAGAAGCACUACCAAAUCGGGAACAAUGUGUGGGGCGACGAGGACAGGAUGUAUGUUCUUUUCCACGGGGAUGAUAUGAAGCUUAACACCCCGCCGACAUAUGAGGGACGAUUGCCGGACGAUGACGCUGCAGCUCUUGGGAAAAGGCAAAAGGUGACACCCUCAGACAUUGCCGAAAUACAGUUCACGACCACGACGUAUGCAUCGGCAGGUGUGCACCACCUGAAGGGGUUCGUCUAUAAGGAAAUGGAGCGCAACCCGGGUAUGUUAUCGGGUCACAUAGAGUUCUUCUGCCCAGUCGAGAAUGCAGUUAUGUUCAUCGGCAAAGCACACGCCCAGGUUGUGUGGCAUCUUCUCAAGAGCGGGCGCCAUGUUGUUGCCAUCGAGGGAGACACAGAGCUCCUCAACUUCUUGAUGACAUUUGUUGCGCACGAGGUGCACACGGGUGUGGACAACUGUGAAUUCUACCAGGUGCAGAAAGAGGUCGACCAUGAUCCACAUAGGAACAUGUGGUUCAAGCUGUCAGCUGAGAAAAGGGCGAAUGUAUACAAGUUUCUGUUCCUCGACAUAAGACCGAAACUAAGAUUCGAGGACGACUACAAGUGUCGCCGAGAUGUCAUGAUUGGUGCAUUGGAUGGCUUUCAUUGUGCUUCUAGGGAGGCUGCGGCCAACUUCGUGGAGAAACUUGAGGAAUGCUAUUUCGACAAUGGCAAGGUGGAACUCACACUAAAUUAUUACAAGGCUCAGUUCACCGAAGAGGACAAUUUCAAAGCAAACGACGAGGAAGAUGUCAGCGAGGGUGAGGAGCCUUUGGAUUUAGAGACGGUAUAUCAGAAAUAUACUGCAGUUAUGAAACCAAAACUGACUGGCAUAUUUCGCCGCCUGCCCCAACACGAGGAGAGGGAGCUGGAUGGGGCAGCCGUGGAGGAGAUGACGAAGGAGGGGACGGAGGAGGUGAGGAUAGAACCCGCGGCGGCGGUUACGGGUGACAACAGAGGGGGCGGCGCACGACGUGGAAAUGUUACGAGCCCGGGAGGGGUCACGAUCGCAGGCGGAAAGGGUGCUAUGGCUUCGGUAGAAGGUACGAGCUCACAAACUGGGCAGGGAUCACUGCAGGUUGAAUCUCCACUGCCGACCCAUGCGCUGCAAGCUGCUGAACUCGUUGGGCAAGUACAUGGCUCAUUUCUCGGCCGCGGAUGUAUCCGCGACACAGUCAUGAUCGAUGGAGGAAUAGGUGGUAUGGCUUCAGUAGAAGGUGCGAGCUCACAAACUGGGCAGGGAUCACCGCAGGUUGAAUCUCCACCGCCGACAAUGUAUCCGCUCGGUGCUGAAGUCGUUGGGCAAGGAAAUCGCUCAUUUCCCGGCAGCGGAUGUAUCCGCGGUACAGUUUCUGCCGGAUCGAAUUUCAUGGCAGAUGCGGAUUCGGUCGACGUGGCUUCCACCAAGGAUCCAGGACGCGACAUUCCGAAGUGCGAAGUUAUUACGGAUGCCACUUUCCUUCGCAGAGAGAAUGUGGUGGAGAAAACUGUAGGCGGGUCAUACUCCCCCGGAAGGACAGAUUCUCUUGCAAGUCCUUGUGCAACUAGGUCUGAGGUGGAUAAGGGGCGGGUUGGCCUUUUUUCUGCCGGCCCCGGAUGUAUCCGCCAUCCAAGCGGGCGCGUCAGUGUGGAGCAGAAUGAGGACUUAGCUGUCGGAAGCAUUUCGGUCGGUGGCGGAUAUAUCCGCUCCUCGACGCAUCAACUCAGCAGCACCGAUGACACCCUUGCCCUGGAUAUGGAAGACCAGGAGACUGCACCCUUUGACACACAUUACGGUGGUUCCGAGGGCGGGCAUGUCCCUCUGACAAAUGCACCGGAGGAACAUGCACGCGGGUCGUACAAGGGGCGCGGGCUGCGUGAUGGCGGUUCUUUCGCCGGCGCCGGAUGUAUCCGCCGUCCAGGACUUCGUGUCAGUGCAGAGCAGAAGGAGUUAGUUGUCAGACCCGUUUCCACCGGCGGCGGAUCUAUCCGCUCCUCGGCGCAGCAGCCAUGUAGCACGGAUAACACCCUUGCCCUGGGUGUGGAAGACCAUUUAUGUUCUGGGUUUCCUGACAUACGGCCCUCCAAAAUCCAUAUGGCAACAGUCGUGUCAAGCGACUGCAAUGAGGACGAGGACGUCACCAUGCUCGAAGUGGAAGAGCUAUCUUUCCGUCGUCCGAUCGAAGAUGAUCUUGUCAAGACACUCUUCCACGAUUCCCCCGUUGUCAUCUCUCCCUCUUCACAAUUAUUGACUCCUCAAGAUGAAGUUNGUCCGAUCGAAGAUGAUCUUGUCAAGACACUCUUCCACGAUUCCCCCGUUGUCAUCUCUCCCUCUUCACAAUUAUUGACUCCUCAAGAUGAAGUUCUUGCCAUCCGUGGGAGUGGUGGAACAACUGGUCAUCCUGUAGAGUUGUGCCCCGAUGCUCCGGAAAAAGCUGUUUGCCUCAUCGACGCGGACAUUAAGGACUUGUCCCGACUUCCAUCCCAGUUAGAUCGCAUUAUGGCAUCGGCGCAGACUGAAGAGUUCGUGCUGGGUCUAAGCGCGACAUGUCUGAGAAAAGACUUGCCACAACCGAAAGUUUUAGACGAGAAGAAUACUAAGGAACAUCUCCGGCACGAAGCUGUGGCUCGUAAGCAGUGACAUGUGUUGCUCACAUUUGACAUGUGUUGCUCACAUUUGGGUCAACGUAGUGUAUGAGCACUUGGAGUUAAUUCACUGA